AUGAAAAACGAUUGGUCAAUCAUGACCACAUUUAAAGAUCUCAAAAUGUUUUUGGAAUCUUCGUUAAAUGAGAUUUUCAAGGCCACGGUGAACGACAUUCUGAACUCGGUCGACAGGAACUUGUCGGAGUAUCAGUGCAAAAUACAACGAAUUGAAUAUGAAAACGAAGACCUGAGGAGGAUGUUGUUUACAAAAAGCAAUACAGAGUGUCCGCUAGCAGACCCAAGUGAUGAAGAGUGUGUCGGGUCGUGCUCGGCAUCAAACAGGAAUGCCGUCACCAUGACGACCCAUCAGGAGAUCUUCAAAAUGUCGAUACGCAGCAGUGACAAGAAGAGCUCGCGGAGGAAAAAUAAAGACAAGAUGAGAGAAAGUAAAGGACCAAACCAUUAUCCGUCUGAAGACAUGACAGUGGACCCCAACGUGUCUGAUGCCACGUUGUCCAUCAAGACAGAACCCGACCUACAGAACAGUAGCGCAAUUGAUCUGUCCAAGCCCCCAUCCCCAGUCAACUUGACCAUAAGACCCAUUAAGCCUAACGCUCUCGGUGUACCUCACGGUAGUCCAGACAUUUAUCACGGUAGUCAUGACGAAUACACAUCUCUGUGUUCUGACCGGGACCAGGACUCCAACAGUAGUGAAAGCGAGGUCCUAGUUGCUGGGGUCGACGCAGAGGGAAUGAGUGAGAUCAACGACGGACAUCUUAUCAAGGCAGAAAUCAACGGGAACGUGCCGUGCAGCAGCGGCGAGAGCAAAGACUGUUAUCCAGACACAGCGGAACGCCUGAUGGAUGCUGGGAUUAACCCCCGCAGGCUGGGCCAGGAGGAGGAUGUGGCACCAGGUGCCAGGGAUAACCACGUCCCUGCUGACGCCGUCUCCUCUGCUUCGGACUUCCUGGAGAGCCGCGACAACUUCCUGCACUGCCUUGUGCGUCCUAAGACACUCAACCGCGCCACCACCCUCAACGUGCACCUCAAGGCGCAUAGUGGCGAAAACAAGAACCACGUGUGCUGCUUAUGUGGCAAACAAUUUGGCCGGGCCGACUUGCUCAAGUCGCAUAGGCACACACACACAGGUGAGCGUCCAUACGGCUGCACCCUGUGCACCAAGACCUACGCCCACCCCAGCCAGCUGCGUAUACACAAGCGCGUGCACACGGGCGAGCGGCCGUACUCUUGCGCGUACUGCGGCAAACGCUUCAACGAGCACAACCAGCUGAAGGUGCAUCUGCGAACGCACACAGGUGAACGGCCGUACGGCUGCGGCGCCUGUGGCAAGACCUUCAGCAACGCGGGCAACCUGCGCAUCCAUGAGCGCAUCCACACCGGGGAGAAGCCAUACUGCUGCGCCCAGUGCGGCAAGCGCUUCAACGGCCUCGGCGAUCUCAAGACCCACUACCGCGUGCACACGGGGGAACGGCCGUACAGCUGCCCACUGUGCAAGAAGACCUUCAGCCAGGCCGGACAUCUCACCAUACACACCCGCAUGCACACGGGGGAGCGGCCCUACAGCUGCGAAGAGUGUGGCAAGAAGUUCACAGUGGCAAGCAGCCUCAAGCUGCACCUGAGGACACACACCGGGGAGAAGGAGUACAGCUGCUCGUACUGCAGCAAGAGCUUCAGCCGCUCGGGGCACCUGAAGAGACACGAGCUGGUGCACACCAAGGACAAGGUGUUCCUGUGCAGCACCUGCGGUAAGACCUACACGGACCAGUCCUCACUCAAGAAACACCUGCGAACGCACAGCGGGCCGGCUGGGGGGGACAUGAGCCAGGCCGGGGGGGGGGAGGUCACUGGAGAUUAGUGUGA
Messenger RNA from Gadus macrocephalus (Pacific cod), 1805 nucleotides. Its product is annotated as zinc finger protein 239. The record is from RefSeq and is a predicted model, not a curated record. The coding region runs from base 1 to 1800 and encodes 599 amino acids. NCBI's taxonomy places the organism in Eukaryota, Metazoa, Chordata, Actinopteri, Gadiformes, Gadidae. Gene Ontology annotation, biological process: regulation of DNA-templated transcription. Gene Ontology annotation, molecular function: DNA-binding transcription factor activity, RNA polymerase II-specific; RNA polymerase II cis-regulatory region sequence-specific DNA binding. The transcript is spliced from 2 exons.